Messenger RNA from Oreochromis niloticus (Nile tilapia), 3076 nucleotides. It is a transcript of the gene slc38a7, whose product is annotated as solute carrier family 38 member 7. Lineage: Eukaryota; Metazoa; Chordata; Actinopteri; Cichliformes; Cichlidae. Gene Ontology annotation, molecular function: L-asparagine transmembrane transporter activity; L-glutamine transmembrane transporter activity. The record is from RefSeq and is a predicted model, not a curated record. The transcript has 12 exons. Bases 328 to 1698 code for a protein of 456 amino acids. Gene Ontology annotation, cellular component: membrane. Gene Ontology annotation, biological process: amino acid transmembrane transport.
GCCUCAGGUAAUCCCACAGGGUUUAAGAACACGUCGGGGAGAAAAAAAAACUACAUUACCCACAAUUCUAUUGUUGCGCACAUGACUCGCUCGUCACGGUUACGGUCAAAACACUGAGGUCUCUCAUUUCCAGCGGUGGUGGCUUAAGCUCAAUCUCCAAAUGGCUUCACCAUCAAACCAUCACCGUUGAAAAACCUCAGCUGGCUCCUGACUGGACACAAAUAUUCAUCUGCAGCUGGGUUAUUUCUUGUAGCUUCAUUCCAAUUUCCUCACCUGAUUUUCUGAGGUGCUUAACGCUUCCCAGACUGAGCUGCACCCUGGUGACUCAUGGCAAUUAACAACGAUGUUGAGGACUGGGGUGGUGCUGGCAGCAGUGACUCUGGAGAAAGGGCGUGGCUCUUGCAGAGCCCCAGCGUGGAUUCUGUUCGGCAACCUGAGUCUGACAGGAGGAGCUCGGGAGUGUCACCAAUAGGUGCUAUUUUCAUCGUGGUGAAUGCAGCGCUGGGAGCAGGUCUACUCAAUUUCCCUGCGGCCUUCAAUAUGGCAGGAGGUAUAACUGCAGGAAUCGUGCUUCAGAUGUUUAUGCUGAUCUUCAUAAUCACCGGGCUGGUGAUCCUCGGAUACUGCUCCCUGGUCAGUAAUGAAGGUACUUACCAGGAAGUUGUUCGAGCCACUUGCGGGAAAGUCACAGGAGUUGUAUGUGAAGUAGCCAUUGCCAUCUACACAUUUGGCACAUGCAUUGCUUUCUUCAUUGUCAUCGGAGACCAGCUCGAUCGCUUGAUCGCUGCAGCGGGUCAUAAUGCAGAGGGUGAAGACGAUCACUUCUGGUACACUAACCGCAAAUUUACCAUCUCUCUGACUGCGGUACUGGUCAUUCUUCCUCUCUCCAUCCCCAAAGAGAUUGGCUUCCAGAAGUAUGCCAGUACUCUGAGUGUGAUGGGAACCUGGUAUGUUACCAUAGUGGUCAUCAUUAAGUACAUCUGGCCGGACAAAGAAGUGACUCCGGGCUAUGUUCCUACCAGUUCUGAUUCCUGGACUGCAGUUUUUAAUGCAAUGCCCACCAUAUGCUUUGGCUUCCAGUGCCAUGUCAGCUCCGUGCCAGUGUUCAACAGCAUGAGGAGGAAGGAGAUCAAACCCUGGGGACUUGUUGUCACCUUCAGCAUGUUCAUCUGCCUUUUUGUUUACACUGGAACAGGUGUCUGUGGCUUCCUGACAUUUGGCUCCAACGUCAGUCAGGAUGUAUUGAUGUCGUACCCUCCCGAUGAUAUCGCCGUAGCCAUUGCGAGAGCUUUCAUCAUCGUCUGUGUGGUCACCUCCUACCCUAUUUUACACUUCUGUGGCAGGGCAGUUAUAGAGGGACUUUGGCUGCGUUUCCAAGGUGAACAGGUAGAGGUGUGUGUACGUCGUGAGAGGAGGAGGAGGAUCCUGCAGACGCUGGUGUGGUUUAUCAUCACCCUCGUCCUCGCCCUCUUCAUCCCAGACAUUGGUCGAGUGAUCUCUCUGAUCGGAGGACUGGCAGCCUGCUUCAUCUUUGUCUUCCCGGGUUUGUGUUUGAUGCAAGCCAAACUCUCAGAGACAGACGUCCGAUCUGUAAGCUGGCACGGGCUGGUGAUCUUCAGUGUUGCCAUGGUUACACUUGGAGCGUUCAUAUUCGGCCUCACUACGACGAACUCCAUCUACCAGGACGUCGUCAACUGAAGGGAAUGUUUUUCAUGAGCCAGUGCUGCUCUCAGGCCUCUGCUGCUACUCGGGACCUCUGGAUGAUACAAAGCGUCUCAUGACCCCCCCCCCCCCCCCAAAAAACAACAACAACAAAGACAAACAUCACCUGCUCCGUACUGACGUGAAGGUCUAGAGAGUUUUGCUCAAUCGGGGAGUCACCCCGUCAUGCCAAGGGAAUUCAGACGCUUCUAACAGCAUGUUUCAUGUGUUUUACUGUGUCAUUAUUUUCAGAAGGGACACACACUCCUUACUCCCCUCUGUGGAUGUAACAAUGACACGUUCCUGUUUACAAGAGCCAAGGGACUUAAUCAGAUUGAUUUUAACAACAGAAUUGUACCACUUUGUAUAAUUUAAUUAGCAUGUCAUAAUGUAAUUCAUGUUCAGUACCAAUUAUGUCGCUGCUAAUAGUUUGUCUGCUCACCAGUGUUAAAAAAGAAAAAAAACUGAAUUAAGUGAUACGUUACCACAGUAGGACAAAGCAUAUUAAAUGUAUGUAAAGGCGUAGAGUGGCCUUAAUACAGAGCCAGGGCAGUUUGAUUAUGAGGUUUUCAAUUAUAGGGACAAAACAACCAAACAUACUACACUUUAAAACUGAUUUAGAAAUGAGUUAUUUUUUUGUUUUAUUGGUUUGUGUAAUUUAUUGUGCUAUAGUACAAGGUAGUUUUACAAGUGAAUUUUAGAUUAGAUUGGACUAGAUUAGAUUAUUUGUACAAAUAAGCAAAGACCUACAAACAUAUGCUUAUUGAAGCCAGUGUGUAAAACAGGGUGAAAAGUGCAGCUCUGUGUCUGCACAAAUGAGCACCACCUCCACAGGUUUGUGCAGGUUUGUAAAGAGAGGGAAGGAUGUAACCUACAAAGGAUUCACUUCGCACUUUAUUUACAGGAAAGGGUUAUAAGACACGACAGGAAGGAAAUUAAGUGAACAAACUGCACAUGUGACAUUUUAAGUUCAAGAAUGUGAUGUUAGAAAUAAUUUUAGUUUUUGUUUGCCUCAAACCAAAGUGGGAGCUUUUUUUUUUUUUUAAAUGCCCAAAUAUCCCAAAACUCCAACACUAAAGACGUACAGAGCACAGAUCACUGACAUGGUUAAACUAUAUCAAAUGACUUUACCCCUCAUCUUUGUACCAACUGUAACUUUAAUAACCAUUUUUGCAGUACAUUGUUUUUUUUGUGAUUCAGGUGAUUUCAUGUUUAUGUAGUUAUAUUUUUUUUGUUUAAUGAAACCCAGCAAGUAUUUUUGUGAACACAACUGACAAAACAGAAAAAAGGGACUGUCAGAAACACGGGUAUGCUACAUGAGACUGCUGGACGGACACAUUUAUCAUAAUUGUGAAGAAAAACUACAAAAUGAAAA